GUCGCGCCGUCGCAUUCUCAGUCUCUCUCUGCGCUUCGGUCCGUGCGUUUCGUGAGUUGGUGCGUUGCUGUCACCCCCCCCCUCUCUCUUACGUGAAGCUGCGAGCCGUCAUCGCAUCGACAAGUUGAGAGAGUUUUAAGUGCUUCGCCUCUGCUGCCUUCGGGAUUCUGGCACUUCGCAAUCGACGCUACGGGAACAUCAUGGCUGAGAGCAAGGGCGCGUUAAUUGCGAAGACAGUGCAAAAACAUGCGGGCAGGGCGAAAGAGAAGUUCCUUCAGAAUCUGGGCAAGGUCGAUCGAACCGCGGACGACAUAUUCGACGAGCACCUGCAGAACUUCACGAGGCAGCAGAACUCCGCCAAUAGACUGCAAAAGGAGUUCAACAAUUACAUCAGGUGUGUUCGAGCGGUACAGGCUGCCUCGAAGACCCUCAUGGAUUCGUUGAAUGAGAUCUACGAGAGCCAAUGGACUGGACACGAUCUGUUGUACGUGCAGGCACAAAAUCUUGACAUGCUGUGGCAAGAUUUCACUCACAAGCUCGCGGACCAGGUUCUUGUACCACUCAACACAUAUCAAAGCCAAUUCCCGGAGAUGAGGAAAAAAGUCGACAAGCGUGGACGUAAACUAGUGGAUUACGACAGUCAGAGACACAAUUUCCAGUCAUUGCAGUGCAAUCCAAAGAAGAGAGAUGAGCUUAAAGUAUCCCGGGGGAAGGAGUUGCUGGAGGAGGCAAAACGUACAUACGAGCAAUUGAAUUCUGAGCUGCAUGAUGAACUGCCAGCAUUAUAUGAUUCACGUGUUCUUUUUCUCGUUACGAAUCUGCAAACGCUCUUCGCCGCGGAACAAGUGUUUCACACUGAAAGUGCCAAGGUAUAUUCCGAAUUAGAAGCCAUCGUUGAUAAAUUGGCUAACGAAAGUCAGCGAGGAUCUUACACACUGAAGAAGAGUACGGAACCGCAAUCACCGAAGUCACCUAAUGCGAAUUCAUCCCUAAUAAUUAACACGCAGCCAGCGCAGAACAAUAUCUCAGGAGCUUUGGAUGAUACUACGCCUGUUGCCAGAGACACAUCGCCGACCACCCAGAUAAACGGCAAUGCUAACAGCAACGCUAAUAGCAACGCUAAUAGCAAUGAUAAUUCUCUCAAUAACCAGGAUGCGUCGCCACAAAAUACAGUUGCGCCUUCCAAACAGGUUGAAGAGUUGUACGAUAUUCCUGUCGACAGGUCCAUGACUAAUGGGGCGGACUCGAUCAUUCUAGAGGCGGAAUAUGAAAAUGCUGCUAAUUUCUCUAUAGGGGCGACAACCGACAAUCUGCCGCCGGGUGUCUUAUACAGGGAAGAAGGUUGGUUAAUGGGUAUCAAAGAAGGCACCAAUGAAAAGGGUAUGUUUCCGGCAAACUUCACGAAACCGCUGAGUUGCUCCGCUCGAGAGGUGUGGGCGCUCGUGCAGCAGCAGCAGCAGCAGCAGCCAGCAGCUAGCAGCAGCAGCCAACAGCAGGAGCAGCCAGCAGCAGGCGGUAGUAACAUAGACAGAGAAAGAGUGAUAGAUUGGUAA
Messenger RNA from Pogonomyrmex barbatus (red harvester ant), 1553 nucleotides. RefSeq names its product amphiphysin (gene Amph). NCBI's taxonomy places the organism in Eukaryota, Metazoa, Arthropoda, Insecta, Hymenoptera, Formicidae. The record is from RefSeq and is a predicted model, not a curated record. Gene Ontology annotation, molecular function: phospholipid binding; protein binding. Gene Ontology annotation, cellular component: cytoplasm; plasma membrane.